AUGAAUAAUCGAGUCCGAAUUCAGAAGAAGGUUUACACUCCGACAAGUACUCCUGAACCAGAAUGCUUCCUAUGUCAAGUUAUCGAAACUGGCGAAUCUAUCAUUGUUCCUCGUUCUAGUAUGAAACGUAUUUAUGAUGAUACUGCUGAAAUACUGUUUCAUGGACGUCGGAUGGAAGCGACCAUCGAAUACCGAGGUACUCAUAGGGAAUGUCGACGUGUAUGGGAGAACAAAGGAGAGGGGCAGCAGUUUAACGAUAUUCAUGAAAUCAAUGAUUCAGAUAAAGAAAUCGAAGACGAUGACGAACCAGUUAUCCAACUUCGAAGAUUAACAACUACCGAUCUUGCAACCAAUCCACGAACACCUCAACAAAAGCGUAAAGCACUUAGUCCAGUUGCUCAAGAACGUCGACCUUCGUCAGCGUCGAGUCCUUUCGUCAGAAGAAAAAUUGAUGGUGUUCAGAUCCAUAUUGCAGGCGAUAGCCGUUCCAGUGAUGAAGAAAAUAACGAUCAACAACUUCUGAACUUUUCGUCAGCUUCGUCUCUCAUGAAACAUAUUGACGUUCAAUUCAAAGUAAUUCGAGAAGAAAAUGAGAAACAAUAUACACAACUGUCGAAGAAAAUAGACCGCAAAUACCAAUUUGAUACAAUUGAUAUUUCUUCGUUUCGAGAAUCAAAUGAAAAUGCAAGAUUCGAUGAUGUGGUAUACAAAGAUAUCAAUUUAACACGUAUUCGUAGCAAGGACUUUGGUGAUUAUGCUCGACUCGUACUUCGUCAAUUGUAUUCACGUGAAGAGCUUGUGUCUUCAAUCUUACCUCCAGGUGGCUCUCAGUAUGCUCGAAAACCAUUGGAUUCUGGGCGGUUCGAAUACCUCCAUGAUGCUUUGCGAAGUAAAUAUCAUCUUGCUGCUGACAAAUACGACGAAUUUUAUAGCAAACUGGUUCGACCAAAACUAGCGGAUUUUCUCAACGACGAACGCAAACGUGGUCGUAAGGCAAACAAGGAUGGUGUUUAA
This is a messenger RNA of Adineta ricciae, 1014 nucleotides long. NCBI's taxonomy places the organism in Eukaryota, Metazoa, Rotifera, Eurotatoria, Adinetida, Adinetidae. The record is from the annotation of a GenBank genome assembly.